Molecule: messenger RNA, 6113 nt
Organism: Mugil cephalus (flathead mullet)
Lineage: Eukaryota; Metazoa; Chordata; Actinopteri; Mugiliformes; Mugilidae
Gene: ushbp1
Product: Usher syndrome 1C binding protein 1
Exons: 14
Coding region: 409-2499 (696 amino acids)
Source: RefSeq, a predicted model, not a curated record
UAAACCAUUUUUGCAGACCUGAUUUGAUCUAAUACAUCUGUGAAAUAAAUAAGAAAGUUCUUUAAGUGGUGAGAACUGAAAAUUUGCAUCACAUAAAAUCACACCACUCGACUCAGGCUGCUCUUAAACAGGCAUGGACGCUAGUGGCUGACAAAACAGGAAAGGACACGCAAUGAAGGGGAAUGGGUGGGGAUGACUUUCUGACUGUUUUCCACUACUUUAUUCAUCACACUAAACACUGUUAGACAGACAUGCAAAGAGCAGAGUGUUCCAGCGACUGACUGACUGACUACUGGAAAACAUAAUUACACAAACUUGCAGGACUGAAGAAAACAUCUCCUCGUUUUUGUCAUAUGGGAAAACACGCCACAAACUGAGACGCGGCUGCUGCCAGAAAGCUCAAGAAUAAUGGAUCCCAGGCGGGGCAGAUGUAACAGCCUGGACGCACUGUCAGUCUGUGACAGGGAGGUGAUGAACCCGAGCGAUCAUGUGACCUUUGACGCCGAGGGCUCCGACCCGGCGGUCAACCUCGAGCCUUCCCCCGCAGAACUGGCUCAGUGUGAGGCUGAAGUGGGAACCCUGCUCAGCAUCAUCGCUGAACUGAACAAGAAGAUGGGUUCACUAAAGGCACCGAGUGACCCAGGCGAGAGGAGACUAUCAGGUCCGUCCAGGCCUCUGGUUCCAGACCUCCUGUCUCACCGUGUGGUCAGAAGCAGCUCUGAGAGCAAUGCUGCCUUCACUGCCAUAUCUAAACCUCCAACGCCGGACCGAGGGGGCGGUGGCGUCGUCUGGUCAAAGCUGCAGGAGGUGCUGUCUUCGGUGGAGGACUCCAUCAGCUGUCGGAGGACCUGGGCCGCCCCCAUCACAGCCUCAGACCAGGACAGGCAGAAAGAGCACCUGAGAGCAGCUCAGGAGAACUGGGUUAAAGCCACUCAGAUACUGGAUGAGAUGGAAAGAGAGUUUGGGAUUUCGUGCCCAUUAGGCCUGCCAAAGGAACAGUACCAGGACGACAUGGUGGAUGUUGAAAAACGGGAGUCAGCUGCUCUGAGAAACGCCUUACAGAGUCACCAGGAGGAGCUGCAGAGAGCGCAAAGCCACGUGAGCCCGGCGGAGGAGGAGAAGAAGCUGGCCGGGCUACAUAAGGCCUGGAGGUCCGGCAGUCACUCUCCUUCGUACCGGCCGACUUCUGGGGCCCUUAGUCCGGACUGGGCCUCCCCUCCCUACCCCGGUUCACCUUUACUCCACAGAAGAACAGCCAGAGCUUUGACGCCUCUGUCUGUGGGAGUGGAUGGCUCCCCACUGGGCUCUGUUCACUCAGGCAGUCCCUGUCCGAGCCCCAUCAACCUGGAGUCUGAGACCGAUCGACUGAACAGAUGCAUCGAGAGGCUGAAGGCCAGAAAUGAACGUCUGACUGCAGCUCUGGAGCGAAGGAAGGGAGAGUCGGAGCAGAUCAGUAUCACGGUGAACAGGCUUGAGAGCGACUGCGCGGCCCUACAGAAGGCUCUGAGAUACUGCGAGGAGUGUGAGGAGGCCUACGGCGAGCUGCUGUCGCUUUACGAAGCCAAGAAACAGCAAAGCAUUCCUCUGCAGACAGACCCAGCAGAGCCACUCGGUGACAGUCAGCAGGCCGACAGCCCGUCGGCUCAGCCCUGGAAAAUGGGAACCGAAGAGCUGUCCACCUCCUUCUCCACGGCAGGGGACACGGGGGAGGCGGAGGCACCGAGUCGCACGGGGCAGAGGACACCUGAGCCGGUGGACCGGGAGGCAGCUCUCCGGCAGCAAAUUGAGCGUCUGAAAAGGGAGCGGGCGGCCAUUUGCCUCCCUAAACCGAGUCCAGACGCUGGUCAUCUGGGUGGAUCGAGAUGGGGACAUGUGACCAAAGAUAACAUCAAACCUCCUGAGACGAAGAAGGAGAAGGCCUCCCUGUUUCAUGAACUCAUCUCAGUCAGGGAGGAGAUGUCAGAUCUGCGAGCUCUAAUCCGCCUCAAGGAGAAAGAGCUGAGGAGUUUGGAGUGGAGUUUAAUGGGCCAGAAGGCUCAGGAAGCAGCGGGAGUUUUCGUCCCGGAAAACCUCAGAGAGGAGGCGGAGGGUCGCGGUAGAUCUGAACAACAGAGGCUCUGUGAGGUUACGGCACGGCUCAGUUGUGAUGGGGAAAUCACGGAUCCUCGAGCCAGGCCCAUUCUGAAAGAGCUGCAGGCUGUCCUACAGAGGGAGCAAGCCCUGAAGAAGAGGCUGGCCUUGGUCCAGGACUCUCUGAACACCGCCCUCUCAGACGGCGGCUCCCACAGGAGGGACAACGGAGAGCAGAUAGCUCGGCUCACGCAAGCCCACAGCAAAGCCUUGAGUUCGUACCGGCAGAUUCGCAGGAAGUAUCGGGAGCAGGUGUGGAGGCUGGAGCAGAAAGUGGCGGCCAUGAUGGAGAGUCAACACAACCAGAGCGCAGCCACAAAAGCUGCUGGGGAGGGCACGGAGUGGAGGAGGGAGGAGACUGUUUUAUAAGACAUGAGUGGCUCUUUCAAACAUAUCUGUGAAAGUUCUCAGUCAUCCAGGGCAUAGUAUACUGUAUAUAUAAGGACUGGUGGAGGAGUUGGGGUUUAAAUCAGGGGUCUUCAACGUUUUUCAGGCCAAGGACCUCAAACUGAUGGAGUGGUUAAGUAGGGACCCCCUUAUCUACUAUAUGUGUUCUAUUUAAACUUGGCCUAGUGCUAUUUAUAAAAUAUACACCAUUAUAAUCAUUUAGCAUUCAGGCUAUUUAAAUAAUACACAGGUUCAAAUAUUCAUUUUUUUUCAAAUGUACAACAGUAGAGUGACAGAUAAUUGGCAGAUUAAAGUUUUAACUUUAAACAUAACGAAAAAUAUUAGGGACAGUGAGUAACCACAACGUUUUGUCCUCAGUAGUUGUAGCUGAUGGGAAUAAGCUACACUGUUAGCUUCUCUUCUGCUAAUAUUGCAACAUGCAUCUGGGAUUUCCCCUGGGGUUUGGAAAGGCUCUCGGCCAAUUGCAGGGAACCUGACAGAGUCAGUGUGUAAUAUGCGGCCUUGUGAUUGGCUGAGCAGUGACAGGGGCGGGGCCUACUGUGUACGGGAGGUUUAGGUUGACAGGUCUCAACUACUGUGGCGUGGUGUGUUUAAAGAAAUUUAAUUUUGGGGAGAAAAUUGUGGGUGAAAAUGAAAAAUAUAUAUAUAUAUAUAUAUAUAUGUAUAUAAAAAUGUCUAAUCAACCAAAGAUUAUGCGACCCCUCUGCAGUAUCUAUGCAGAACCCCUAGGGGUCGCAGACCCCUUGUUGAAGACUUACGGUUUAAAUAGACACAUCUGUGAGAGUUGCCGAUCAGAAAGUCACAUGACUAGUAACUCUUAACAAGUAGAUACUUACCUGUCGUUGAAAGGGACUAAACUUUUGACAACUCUUUAAAAAAAAAAAAAAAAAAAAUCUGCUUUUUUUCUAUUAAAUAUAGUUAAUUUUUCUGGCCUUGUGGAGAAAUGUCUAUUUAUCUACAAGCUCAUUCAUCCACAGCAGCAGUCUUUGACUUACAAAGGAAGUACAACUCUGAAAAAAACUAUUUGAAUUCUGCCUUGCCUGCCUUUCAACCAAUAUCCUGAAUAAGAUCCAGCUCUUAACUUACCUAACAGGACUCACGCGUCACGAGACACAUUCCUUAUUUUGGAGAAACAGCUGUCACGCAGUCAUGAAUUUCUAAGGCCGACUCAAGGACUGAACCCACUGAGGACCUCGGGACUGACCUCGACAGCGCACAUGUCCAUUUUCCCGUAAAAGCCAACUCCAUAAAGUCACUCUUGGCCGGCUGUGCUCUUGUGAGAAAAAAAAAAAGAGGGGGGGUUGGGGCUGGAACAAUGUGCUCUCAAAAUGUACCGAGAGCUCAUUUGUCUUCUUUUGCACCUUUGUAGAGUUCUGUUCAAGGGUCAGUCCACCCAAAUUUAAAAACAAAACACAUUUUCUCACUUAUCUCAAGUGAACGUGCAGAUAGUUUUUGGAGCUCUUUUAGACUUAUGCUUUCAUCCCUAACACAUGCUCCUUCAUCACAGAGGAAAUUCAAUACAUGUGACCGGUUAUUAGCACCUAACGUGUCUCAGUGGGAGACGGUGGCGUUGGGGCUUAGCGCUGCAAACACGGCAGAAAAUGCUUGUGAGAUUUAAGAUCUAGAGCUGGAGCGACUUGGAAGAAACUACAACAAAAGAAAAAAAAAUGCAACCACAACCACAGAAAACAGCGUUGGGAUAUGUUAUUCAAAUUGACCUAGCAAGGCAGUGAUGCAAGGAGGAGACGGGAAAAGUCUUGGCUUGUAGCCACCAAACAAGACUUGACAAGAAACUGGCUCCUCACCCAGUUGAACACUGCACAAAUAGACAGUCACCAGGAUAUUAUGUAUUUUAUUUCAUGUAAUUUUAACUUCUCCCUUAAAUCUCUCAAACGUGAGUCAUCACUUGGGGACUUUUAUCAGAUUUCGGGGAUUUAAACAACAGUUUCACACACGAGAAUAUAAAUGUGAUGUUAAGAAAAUAAAAUAAGAAUUGUAGCGGAAAUAAUAUCCCAGUAUCAUUAUUUUAUGGACAGAGACAGAUCCAAGCAGCGUGAUUGAUAAAAUAUGUUUUCUUCCGUAACGUGACCCAGAUUUCUAAACCUCCUCACCACCCGUCCAUCCUUCGCUCUUCAUCGCUGCCUCACUCAUCAAUUUCCUCGGCCUCUUCAUUAUCCUCCCCCUCCUCCGUAUUCCCAUCUCUCAGGCAUCUCGGCCCCCUCUCCACCGUCCAGUUGACCCUGUGCCCUGACCUCCCCGGGCCGGUCAGAUGCAGCUGUGACCGGCGGUCAGGAGGUUAAGGCAAAGGUUGAGCGUCACACCCACCGGGUCACAGCGAUGCCUGGCUGUUGUGUUAGCCUCUGAAUGGGGGGGGGGUCAGAGUGUCAGACGAGGUGACGAAGCCCUAACGCCCUGACUCUUGCCUGAGCUUGCCCUUUUUCCGAGCAGAGGUCACCGCAGAAGGUCUAAACUCCGCCGCCGCCCCCCCUCCCUUCCCUAUAUCUCCAUACCUCCAGGUCACCAUCGCUAUUGUUGUAAUAGCUGCCAUUAGAGCAGAUGAUACAAUUAUCAUUCCAUUUUGUGUUGCCUCUCCCUAAGAUCUAUGUUAAGCUUCUGAGUUCAUCAAAGGAUUUUUUUUUUUAGAUGACAUGAUUGUUGUAACCUCUGGUUGACUCUUAAGUCCAAGGAGACACAGUGAUGACGAAACGUCUUGUGGAAAGAAGUGACUCGAGGACUUUUAUCAUGAAUGGCUCAGUAAAUGUGCAUCUAUAGAGGUGCGGGUGGAUAUCUGCACGUUUUAUCUAAGGGAUGAUGAACUCUCACACAAACCCAGCGUUAAAUUUCCUUUUUAUCACCAGUAAAAUUUACUUCAGGUAUCUAAAUAAAAACAGCAUUUUACUUAUUUUAACUUCUGUGUAUUCUACUAGCGCAGUUUAAUCUGUAGCCAUGAUCAGUUUGUGAUUAUUUAUGUAAAAAAAAUCAUGUAAAAGAACAUUUCUGUCCAAUAAACUGGAGUAAAAAAAGGACACAAACCGUCUUUAAAAUGUAAGACAGCGUGAAAGUACAGUAUUAUUUUUCUUCUGAGUUUGGUGAUGAAUAAAAUAAUGGGACUGUGUCAGAAUGAAAAAGGUUUAGGACCCAGUACCAGUACUGCACUGUAUCCGGAAAAAAACCUGAAAUAUGCAGAAGAGAAGAUGCAGGUAUUACUAGAAAACUGUACUUGAUGUAAGUAAAGGAGAUAAAUUAUGCCAUUUAGUUUCUCAUUGUUUACACAGCAACAUAAAAUGCAUAAAACAACCCAGAAUAAAAGAAUAAAGUAUUAAAACUGAAAAUCAGACAGUCUUGCAAAAUAUAAAAUGCACCAGCAGUGAUAAAGAUCAGCUGCCUUCAGUGUAAUAUUUGUUUGUACUUGCUAUUAUUUAAUUACACGCUGUCUCCGAAGUGGAGUCUAAGCACGAAGUAUUGAAAUGAAUAAGACAUGUAAUUAUGUAGCUUUAUAACACUUGAACUCAAUGAACUGUUUCCGUUUCUUUUAAAUAAACUAAUAAAUAAAUAAAACCUUGGUUUAACCUCGA